AUGACCGGAGGCGACUCAACAGCAAGUAAGGCGGCUGACGCCUGGUUACAAAGACUGACGUCCGAAUGCCAAGGCAAGUGCUACAGCAAAACACAUGAUUUUGUCGCGGUUUUUUGUAGCGAUAAGCCAAGUAUUAGCGCGGCUGUGAAGUUGGCAAGAGACUUCUGUAAGGCUACAGGGGCAGCCAUAAAUUUGAGCAAGUGCCGUGGGUUUUGGCACGGAGAGUGGGCCACAACCCCUUCGGUGUUUGAAGGGGUGUGUUGGGACCGUGUGCCGUGCACUUACCUCGGUGUGCCACUAAAGUGUUACAGGCAAAGCAAAUCCUAUUGGUCGGGAGUCGCCGCCGACUUGGACAGACGCGCUUCCCGUUGGAAGCAGCGUGAGCUGUCCAUAUUUGCCAGAGCGACAGUAUGUAAUAUUUUUCUCAUUGCAAAAUUAUGGUACGUGAUGCAGGCCAUUCAUUGUACUCGCUUGAAUGUGCAGAAAUUUCACCGUGUUUUUGCCACGUUUAUUUGGAAUUCAAAGUGGGAGCCGAUGAGGAGAGAUAAUCUUUUCCAUCGGAUUCGUCACGGUGGUCUCGGUCUCUCGCAUUUGUUUUGCAAACAGAUUGUGUCCCGAUUCUUUUUUCUACGAGACCAAGAGCAUUUUUUCAUACGUACAUUUAUACAAACCAAAUUGUCUCCGCAUUUACCAUCUUUUCUCGUUUCGUCCCAUGGCGGCGAACUUAAGAGAUUAGUGGGAUAUCAAAAGGAGGUGGUAGACGCAGUGUUAUUCUUGUCUGCUCGUUUUUCUUUUGAGUAUUUGUCUGCUGUUAGCAAGAAAACACUUACACGCGAUUUAUUGAUAAGUUUGUUUCCAAACCCGUUGUAUAGAACUGUAGUCUGCAGCGGGGGCCAAGAUGUGCUCAAGCGAGUGAAGAAUAUGUGCGUUCCCCCUUCCGUUAAAACGUUCUUUUUUAAACUGCAUUCCAAUACACUGCCCGUUAAUGUGUGGCUUCAAGGAAAAGGUGUUGAUGUUCCGUGGUCGGUAGACUGUAUUUUAUGUAAGAAACCUGAGACCAUCGAGCACGUUUUCAUUUUUUGCUGGGAUGCGGUAUUUUUUUGGGAUGUGCUCCCGCGCACGUUGAAGAAACAACUGUGCAUUAGCCAAUCAGUUAUACUUUUCUUGAAUGUGAGUAACGAUGAUGGCAUACCUUUUGAUAUGAUUAUGUUGUUGGGUUUGUGCAGUAUUUGGAGGUCGCGCAUGGCGGUCCGUCAUGCCGACCCUAGUGUGAAAGAAGUGCAUCAUUAUUUUUUCAGCCUUGUUAAGCAAGUGGAAAGUGUUUUUUCAAACCGUAAAACGAAACCCGAGUGGCUAGAAAUUUGUAAACCGCUCCUCGAAAUGCGAGGAUUUUAAUGUACCCUGCAAUAAGUC
This is a messenger RNA of Ixodes scapularis (black-legged tick), 1413 nucleotides long. RefSeq lists its product as uncharacterized. The transcript is spliced from 2 exons. Bases 1 to 1395 code for a protein of 464 amino acids. The record is from RefSeq and is a predicted model, not a curated record. Lineage: Eukaryota; Metazoa; Arthropoda; Arachnida; Ixodida; Ixodidae.